AUUAGAAACAUUUACCGUUUAAGAAGAAAUUAAAUUAAAUUAAAUUAAAUUAAAAGAAAUUACUAUUUUAUCAUGGCUUCAAUUUCAGAGAUCGUUGCACGUGGUAACCAAGCAAUUGCUAUUAACCCACCUUCAUCUUCCGUCGAUAUUCACCUUACCAGUCAUGGUUCUGAUUGGCUUUGGGCUGCCUUUUCUGUUUUCGCAACUUUGGCCUUAGUCCAUACUGGUUUAUUUGCAGCCACACCAUCUUCUACUAAGUCACUCAAGAAGUUUUUUACUUUAGUGCCACUUUUCACCAACGCUAUUUUUGCUUACACCUACUUUACCUACGCUUCUAAUUUAGGUUGGACUUCUACUCCGGUUGAAUUUCAUCAUGUGUCAACAUCUGAAGGCUUAGAUGUAAGACAAAUAUUUUACGUUAAGUUUAUUGGUUGGUUCUUGGGUUGGCCAUUUGUGUUAUUGGCUACUGAGGUAGCUACACAUUCUAUUGAAGUCAAGUAUGACACGUCAAGUGAAUUAAUAACUAAGUUGUUUAACAUCUUUUCAAGCUUGGUUGCUAAGGUAUUGACUAUUGAAGUCUUUGUUUUAGGUUUAUUAAUUGGUGCUUUGAUUCAUUCAAGUUACAAAUGGGGUUACUUCACCUUUGCUGUAUCUGCAGAAUUGUUCGCUAUAUCCUUGAUUGUUAACUCCAUUGUUAGAUCCUUGAAGACCCUGGAAACCAAAAAGGCUGGUAUCGCUAUUGUUGUAUUUCAACUCGUUAUUAUGGUAUUAUAUCCUAUCUGUUGGGGUUUGAGUGAAGGUGGAAACAAGAUUCAACCUGACUCUGAGGCUGCCUUCUAUGGUAUUUUGGAUGUUAUUAACUUCGGUAUUUUACCAAGUGCUUUAACUUUUAUUAAUACAAUAGGGAUGGAUGAAGGCUUCUUGAACAAAUUGUUGCAUUUGAGAAGCAAUGAAAAGGUGGUUGAGACACCAAGACAAAGUGGAGAAACUGGUGAAACUGCAGUUUAGUUGAAUUACUCUAUUUCUGCUUGACAUUUUGUUUUUGAGUUUGAGGAGUCCGCUCUUUUCAUUGUUGGUUCAGCCCGCUUAAUUCCUCUCAUUUUACUUCACUUUACUUUAAUUACUUUGGAAUAGUAUCUAUCAAUUAAUAGGCUAUAAUUUGGACUCAAUAUAAUACUUCAAAAAAUAAAUAUAUUGUCGUACAUUAAUUUAGAAAUUAAUGAGCUUCAUGGUCGCAAAACCUAUGGUGAUAACCACAAAGUACGUGAUUAUUGAACUUGGUAUACCUCUUGUAAUAAAUGUGCCGACUGUCAAGUAUGGAUUACCAAACUCAUCGGUCAUACAAAUGGCAGUGACAUUAGGAAAACCAGAAGUUGGUAAUCCCAUUGCGCUCGAGCAUAAUAAAGCAGUGAUCAUGAUCAAAAGUCUUGGGUGUGGGUCAGGCAAGUUUGCACCUAUUUCAGACACCAAUGGAACAGUGAUCAACGCUGCAACUGUGUGACUAACAAACGUAGCCAUUAUCAAAAUCAAUAGACCAAAAGUAAUAGCAAUUCCAAACAAAGAGAAGUCUUCAACUUCAUGUUGAAUACCGAUAGCAAUUGUUUUCAAUAAUCCCGAAGAUGAAACAGCUUUUCCCAAAGCGGUCCCUCCCAUGGCUAAAAUGACAAUGUUCCACGGAUAGUUAUUAAAAUCUUCCGUGGUCAAUAAUCCUGGGCCGAAGAACAAAACGAUUGGGAGUAAUGAGAUUAUUCCCAUUUCUCCAAAUAUUCCUUGUAAUUUAGAUGCAACACACCAUAAUACAAUGGUUGACACAGAAACUGAGAUGAUAUACCACUGAAUUAAUGUGAACUUUUCAUCAAUGGUUCUAAUGGAAACUAACUUGGUGUUUUUAGAAGUGCAUUUGAAAGUAAUUAACAAGAACACCCAAACCAAGACCAAAGCUACCACACAAACUGGAAGCGCGAUCACAAACCACUGUCCCCAGCUUGGUUGAGGAUCCAUAGCCUCAAUAGCAAUUAUAUUUUGCGGAGAUGCAAUAGGAGAAGCCAUGCCUCCAAUGUUUGAAGCUAGUGCAAUACCCAAGAUCAAGGCAUUCUUGAACGUAGAGUCCUUUGGUAAAGUUCUCAAUAGUGGCUGAAUUAAAGAGAAGCACAAAACGGGAGCAGCAACAUUUGACACCCACAUGGACGUGAAUAGCGCUAUUCCCAUGAUGGUGAUCAAAACAACAGAUGGAUUGGUCCCAGCUCUGGAUAAUAUCUCAGUUGAGAUUGACUUUGCUAUUUGAUACUUUGACAAAGCAGCAGCUAAAGUAAACCCGCCUAAUAAUAAAAGGAUGACUGAGUUCCACAUAGUUCCUAAAAUGUACUUGGAGGAAUCAACAGCAUUCAUGGCCGUUCCGUCAUCAUUCUUCAAUACCUCGAAUAUUAUAAUUAACAAGGGAAUCAACAAUGACGUGACAAACAAUGGGAUUGUCUCGGUUGCCCAUAACAAGGAUGCACAUACCAUGAGAGCGAAACACUUCUCUUGCUGUGGAUCCUCAAAUAUCAGAACGUUCAAUAAGAUCAAAGUCACAACUGUGAUCAAAAUUGAACGUAUCACAAUAGGAUUUUUGAGUGAUAGAUUAAAAGUAUCGAUGACGGUUUUAUCUGCCUUCGAGUUCUUUUCUGUACCAGU
This is a messenger RNA of Yamadazyma tenuis ATCC 10573, 2673 nucleotides long. NCBI's taxonomy places the organism in Eukaryota, Fungi, Ascomycota, Pichiomycetes, Serinales, Debaryomycetaceae. The record is from RefSeq and is a predicted model, not a curated record.